Molecule: messenger RNA, 2446 nt
Organism: Esox lucius (northern pike)
Lineage: Eukaryota; Metazoa; Chordata; Actinopteri; Esociformes; Esocidae
Gene: ccnyl1
Product: cyclin Y-like 1
Exons: 10
Coding region: 971-2008 (345 amino acids)
Biological process (GO): regulation of cyclin-dependent protein serine/threonine kinase activity; regulation of canonical Wnt signaling pathway
Cellular component (GO): plasma membrane
Molecular function (GO): protein kinase binding; cyclin-dependent protein serine/threonine kinase activator activity
Source: RefSeq, a predicted model, not a curated record
UAAGUAGGUGGGUCAAUUGUUCGUGCCAGGUAGCCGUGUUCGGACAGAUGGCGGUGGUGGCGGGGAGCGUCUCGCAAAACCGGCCGGUGGGGAGGAGGGGAUAAAAGAGGAUCUUGAGUUUGAAGUUGCAUGGUCGAAGAUGAACUUUGAGAAAACUUGACUAGAUUAAUUUCGCUAAAUGAUUUGGAGCUCUACGGCUUUGAUUUGUUUAGGAGGGCAUUUACGAAGGUGUAGGCCUCAAGCCUCGAGACAGAGUUUGUGUUUGAUCCUGGGAUCGGGAAUCAAAGACCGAAUUGACAAUUGGGAUUCCUUGGUCGGGAAACUUUUGGAAAUAGGUGAUUGGGCUCGGAACAAGUGGCUCGUGUGUUGAAUAACUUGUAUAUAGUUUAAACGGCAGAUCCGGAGGGGUGGAUGUAUAUUGGCAAAGUUAAACGGAGUAGCUAGCUAACGUUAGCUAGCUAACUCAUUGCUCUUACAAUGUUUCAUUGCGGCUAGCUUGCGGGCUACCACCAAGUUAGCUGACAUUUCUAGCAAAGUAAAGGAAUGCCAAAUGGAUGAAUGGGCAAAUACUUGUAAUGCUCCACUGUAAACAGCUUCUUGGUGACCUCAGUGUUAAAAAUCAUUUGUGUAGUUAACUUGUUGGUAACCGUAUUUUUAUGUAAAUAGUAGCAUACUCGAACAAACAUCGAUUUUUAUUGCCGCUGCUACGCUAGCAAUCUGUUUAAUGGUGCGGACGGAGCACGGGCGUACCCUCAAAUGGAUGGGGUGCAAUUUAUCAUUAUUGGGCAGCAAUUUAGUUGAACAUUUAUGUUUAUUUUUUUCUAUACUUUUCUUUUUAGAUUCCAGGAUUUCUAGCAGAAUCCUUGGUUUAUGUAUUUAUAUAUAGCCACUGUAAAGCUAGAUAACUGGCAUCCUUGAAUAAUUUUUGCACUACUGAAAACGUAAACCGUAAAGUUGUCCUUGGUUUGCAAUGGGGAAUACGUUAUCAUGCUGCGUGUCUCCGGAGGGAAGCCCAAAGCUACCAAGGCAACCGGCUGAUCGCUAUGAAGACUACCAAAUAAACACGGAUGUGAGUGACGACACUGGCCCGUAUCUGCAGCAUAUCAGCGACCGGGAGGUGCCUGACGAACUGGCCCAGGAGUCCAACCCGUCAGACCAUGCCCGAGCCAGCACCAUCUUUCUCAGCAAGUCCCAGACAGAUGUGGAGUUGCGGGACAAGAGGAAAAGCAAUCACAUAAACCAUGUUAGUCAUACCUCUCCUGGCCCUCUCUGUAAGAAGUAUAGUUCCUGUUCCACCAUCUUUAUAGAUGACAGCACGGUCAGCCAACCCAACUUGAAAAGCACAAUAAAAUGUGUUACAUUAGCAAUAUACUACCACAUUAAGAACAGGGAUUCUGACAGGACUUUGGACAUUUUUGAUGAGAAGACACAUCCCUUAUCGAGAGAGAGGGUACCUGAUGACUACGCCCGUAUGGACCCGGAGCACAAACUCAUCUACCGCUUUGUCCGGACAUUGUUCAGCACAGCACAGCUUACUGCAGAGUGUGCCAUUGUCACCCUGGUGUAUCUGGAGCGCCUGCUGACCUAUGCUGAGAUCGACAUCUGUCCGUCUAACUGGAAGCGCAUCGUGCUGGGAGCCAUCCUGCUGGCCUCCAAGGUGUGGGACGACCAGGCUGUGUGGAACGUAGACUACUGUCAGAUUCUGAAAGACAUCACCGUGGAGGACAUGAAUGAGAUGGAGCGUCACUUCCUAGAGUUGCUGCAGUUCAACAUCAACGUCCCAGCCAGUGUUUACGCUAAGUACUACUUUGACCUGCGUUCACUGGCCAAGGACAACAACCUCAGCUUCCCCCUGGAGCCACUCAGCAACGAGAGGGCACAGAAACUGGAGGCUAUCUCCAGACUCUGUGAAGACAAGUACAAGGACCUUAGCAGAGCAGCCAUGAGGAGGUCCUUCAGCGCUGACAAUCUGGUUGGCAUCCGCCGCUCCAAUGCUGUGCUCUCAUAGACCAGACAUACUUUAGAACAGUUCUCUUAUUGGACAACGCAUUUGUACUCCCAAAACUGUUCUUCUAUUGGACAGCUGUACUCAGUCUUGCUCUCACUGGUCAGUGCCAAGUCUUCUGACCUCUACAGCCGAACCAACCAACUCCUAGGAUCUCUGAUGACCUUCCCCAUAACCCUUACAAACCUAACCCCUUUUAGAGUCUAGUUGCGGGCAGCUCUACAGGCCCAGGCUCCCCUCCCCAUGCCUGGCCUCUACCAGACUGCGCAAAAGAUCUUCAAUACAUAGAGGGAAGAAAAUACGUCUUUUUUCUGGUUUAUUUUUAAUGUUAUGUUUGCUUACUAUGUAGGCUACUAGCUGUGAAAUGUCUGUUUUUAAAUUGAAAAUAAUUUGCAGAUGGAGUAUUUUAAAUAAACACUAAUCAUGUAACAAGUCCUUGUG